Molecule: messenger RNA, 950 nt
Organism: Populus euphratica (Euphrates poplar)
Lineage: Eukaryota; Viridiplantae; Streptophyta; Magnoliopsida; Malpighiales; Salicaceae
Product: light-regulated protein-like
Exons: 3
Coding region: 531-950 (139 amino acids)
Cellular component (GO): chloroplast
Source: RefSeq, a predicted model, not a curated record
CUUUUUCGCAUUACAAUUGUCGUGUGUUUUUUUUUUUUUUUUCAUGGCAAUACUCUUUAGCGCAUUGCAUUGAGAUUAACAUCAUGUUUUUUUACACGGAAUUCACUUAUAAAUUUUCCAAUGAACACGUUGAAUUCUCCAAAAAGGCAAUGCCCUUUUCUACUCAAGGGGAGGCAUUGUACAAGCAGUUCUUGCCUACAACCCUUUCUUUUUGGUUAAGCCAAAGAAUUUAUUCAUCAAAAAUGAAAUUAUAAAAUUGUCCAUAAAAUAGUGAGAACCAAUCAAGUCAUCCUAACAAAUGACUAGGCAGCAUGCAUAUUUUUUUUCCAAGCAUGAUUAGGAGAAGUAUCCUAAAGAUUCGUGGAAAAAUUACCUCCGAGGUGCUUAUCCGAAAACACACAAUUAUCUAGCUCUUGCGUAUCUGCCCUCUAAACUCCGAGGAUAGUCGGAGUCUGUAUGAUCAGUGAAGUGAAUUGCCAUAUCCGUACACCAACACCAACACCACACCCUGCUAAUAUUUAUCAAUCAAAAUGCAGACAGCUUUGUUCAUUGCACCUCCUGUGCUCCCUUUGAAUCCCUGUAAGAACUUAUUCCAGCUGCAGACCUUUACACCCCCGAAGGCAGGUGCUUCUCUUGCUUCCCGUUCCUCUGCAAUCAAAGCAACUACUGCAAUCGCUGACACCACCACUAUUGAUUGCAGUUCUGUGAUCUCUGUGUUUCCAGUAGAGGCUUGUGAGAUAAUUGGUGGAGAUGCCUGUUUGGCUGAUAUGUUUCCAGAAGUACGGCUACUGGUUGAGAAGGCAAGAAAUGAAGCAGCUCAAAUUACUUCAGAUGACAUUGAGAGAGAGUAUCUUGUGUACAACGAUGCAAAGACGGUUUUCUGCGCUGAGGCGUGUGAUGAUCUCGGGGGAGAAUUCUGCGGGGCUGAAUAUCAGAGGGGAGUCUUUUAG